CUCCAACCUUCAUCAUACUCUAUUAUUCACCGUCACCAUCUUUCACUUCCUCUCCUUCCAAAAUGUUCCAGAGAACCUUCCUCAGACAGGCCCAGCGGUCCCUCCGCUCUGUGCGCCCUACCUCCAUCAACACCUCCGCUCUCCGUCGCACGCCGCAGCUCCCCCAGGCUGUCCGCCCAAUUGCUCCUCAGUCGGCCUACCGGUUCUACUCUACUGAGAACAAGGCCGAGAAUGGCGAGAAGAAGGAGGGUGAAUCUGCCCAGGAGGCUGAGGACCCCGUCCGCAAGGAGCUUGAAGAGAAGAAGAAGGAGGUCGUUGAGCUGAAGGACAAGCUGCUCCGCUCGAAGGCCGACUUCCUCAACCUGCAGGAGCGCACCAAGCGUGACAUGGAGAACUCUCGCAACUUCGCUAUCCAGCGCUUUGCUGGCGACCUCCUCGAGUCCAUUGACAACUUUGACCGCGCCCUCCUUGCUGUUCCCAAGGACAAGCUCGAUGCUCCCCAGACUGAUGCCAACAAGGACCUGUUGGAGCUCGUUUCCGGUCUGAAGAUGACUCAGAACAUCCUUCUGAACACCCUGAAGAAGCACGGUCUUGAGCGCUUUGACCCCAGCGAGCCCACUGAGGAUGGCAAGACCCAGAAGUUCGACCCCAACCUCCACGAGGCUACCUUCAUGGCCAAGGUUGAGGGCAAGGAGGAUGGUGACAUCAUGUACACCCAGAGCACCGGAUUCCGCCUCAACGGCCGCGUUCUUCGCGCUGCCAAGGUCGGUGUCGUCAAGAACUAGACGUCUCGCCAACACUCUUAACCAUUAUCUCUCCCUUUCCGCCUCCCUGUCUUAUCUUCUUGUUGUAUAAUAUACCAAAUACGUCUUCGCUAUGAUGGGGAUCGACUUAUGUUAAUCCGACAGGCUGGAACAUCUGGAAUUGUUCCAGGUCUCUGUUGCUUUGUCCAUGAACGCAUGUGUGUAUGAUACACCUUACCUGUGUUGUGUGGUCUUGGUGCUUUUAUAUCUUUUCUGUUACUUGGCGUUGUUUCUGAACUCUCUCCUCCUAUUUUGUAUAUUAUAUCCCUGGCUGGUGUCUUUGUUCCUUUACUUCUCUCAUGGAAAAAGUGGGAUUGUGUUGUUGGGAUUGGCAUUGGCACGGAUGUGGAUGACAUUUGCAUGGCAUUGGAUCAUGUUUAUUUUUAUUGCAUCACUUUGCUUGCCCGGUAGGCAAUGCAAGGUGUUUUGAUCUAAAC
This is a messenger RNA of Aspergillus costaricaensis CBS 115574, 1240 nucleotides long. RefSeq names its product mitochondrial nucleotide exchange factor MGE1 (gene grpE). NCBI's taxonomy places the organism in Eukaryota, Fungi, Ascomycota, Eurotiomycetes, Eurotiales, Aspergillaceae. Gene Ontology annotation, molecular function: protein-folding chaperone binding; adenyl-nucleotide exchange factor activity; protein homodimerization activity. Gene Ontology annotation, cellular component: PAM complex, Tim23 associated import motor. Gene Ontology annotation, biological process: protein import into mitochondrial matrix; protein folding. The record is from RefSeq and is a predicted model, not a curated record. The coding region runs from base 63 to 785 and encodes 240 amino acids. The transcript has 3 exons.